Molecule: messenger RNA, 1861 nt
Organism: Phacochoerus africanus (Common warthog)
Lineage: Eukaryota; Metazoa; Chordata; Mammalia; Artiodactyla; Suidae
Gene: RNMT
Product: RNA guanine-7 methyltransferase
Biological process (GO): 7-methylguanosine mRNA capping
Cellular component (GO): nucleus
Molecular function (GO): mRNA 5'-cap (guanine-N7-)-methyltransferase activity
Source: RefSeq, a predicted model, not a curated record
UGCCCGGUAGUGACGUCACAGCGCGCGCGUGGCGAGGCGCCUCUUCCGCAAACAAGAGUCGUGGAUGGCUAGACGUGUUAGUUCAUGAAGUUGUGCCAUCUAAGUAAUCAAAAAUGGAAAAUUCGGCAAAAGCAGAGGAAUGUGAAAAGCUCUCUCUUAAAGAGGCAAAAACAUCAAUAGAUUCAGAAACUGAAUCUUCAUUCAGUAUUGAUGAAAAUACAACCUCUCCCGGGACCAGGCUUUCUGAAAAGGCUCCUACUUGUGGGCUAGUGGGCUCUCCAAAAAAGAGAAAAAUGGAGUUUGAGGACGAUCUUGUAAAGGAAAGUUCUAGUUGUGGGGAAGACACUCCAUCCAAGAAAAGAAAACUUGAUGCUGGAAUUGUCCCAGAGGAAAAAGGUUCUGGAGAUGAUGAAGGCAUUUCAAGGAAAAGAAGAAUGGAAAGUGAUGGUUUUACAAAAGAUGAACCUUCUACUGGAGAUGGCACUCAGAAAAAGAGAAAAAUAGAACUUGAGGAUGUUCCCGAAAAGCGAAAGAACUUGGAAGAAGGACACAGCUCAGCAGUGGCUGCUCACUACAAUGAACUCCAGGAAGUUGGUUUAGAGAAACGUAGCCAAAGUCGAAUUUUUUACCUAAGAAACUUUAAUAAUUGGAUGAAAAGUGUCCUCAUUGGAGAAUUUUUAGAGAAGGUGCGGCAGAAAAAAAAACGUGAUAUCACUGUUUUGGACCUGGGAUGUGGUAAAGGUGGAGAUUUGCUCAAAUGGAAAAAGGGAAGAAUUGACAAGCUAGUUUGUACUGACAUUGCUGAUGUUUCUGUCAAACAGUGUCAGCAGAGGUAUGAGGACAUGAAAAAUCGUUGUCGUGACAAUGAAUAUAUUUUCAGUGCAGAAUUUAUUACUGCUGAUUGUUCAAAGGAACUUUUGAUCGAUAAGUUUCGUGACCCAGAAAUGUGCUUUGACAUCUGCAGUUGUCAGUUCGUCUGCCAUUACUCGUUUGAGUCCUACGAGCAGGCUGACAUCAUGCUCAGAAAUGCCUGUGAGAGGCUGAGCCCUGGAGGCUAUUUUAUUGGUACCACUCCUAAUAGCUUUGAAUUGAUAAGACGCCUUGAAGCUUCAGAAACAGAAUCAUUUGGAAAUGAAAUAUAUACUGUGAAAUUUCAGAAGAAAGGAGAUUAUCCUUUAUUUGGCUGCAAGUAUGACUUCAACUUGGAAGGUGUUGUGGAUGUCCCUGAAUUCUUGGUCUAUUUUCCAUUGCUAAAUGAAAUGGCGAAGAAGUACAAUAUGAAACUAGUCUACCAAAAAACGUUUCUGGAAUUCUAUGAGGAAAAGAUAAAGAACAAUGAAAAUAAAAUGCUGUUAAAAAGAAUGCAAGCCCUGGAGCCAUACCCUGCAAGCGAGAAUUCCAGACUUGCCUCUGAGAAGGCAGAUGACUAUGAACAUGCAGCAAAGUACAUGAAGAACAGUCAAGUGAGGUUACCUUUGGGAACGUUAAGUAAAUCGGAAUGGGAAGCUACAAGUAUUUACCUGGUUUUUGCAUUUGAGAAGCAGCAGUGAGCACAUCACGUACUCCGUAGCCCCAGGACAGCUGUGUUCCACCUUGUACAGAUUUGAAUGGUCCAUCUUGUGUAGAUCUGACAACCUUGUUUAAUUAUUCUCAGUGUACAGGAUGCUGCUGGAAACUACAGUGUAUAAAGUCAACAUUGCUGUCUGUGACAGAUGAACUUGUAUGUAUAUAAGAGUGAGUCAGGACCUUUGUCUCUAAAAGUCUAUUUUUAAAUAAUGUUCUAAGAAUUCCAUUUGCAUCCAUUCUCCUAGCUUAUAAAAAUUAUAACAUACUCGUUAAAGCCACUGAGUUCUUUCCCCAG